AUGGGGAUCUCUGUGUCAUUUGACGAGUUGCUUGCCACAUUUGUACCUGUGUUAGUAUAUUGGAUCUAUUCAGGGAUUUUUAUGAUUCUGGGAGAUAUGAACAACUAUAGGCUUCAUAGUAAGGCUGAGGAAGAAACCAAGAAUUUGGUCUCCAAGACAACCGUUCUCAAAGGCGUCCUCCUGCAACAAUCCAUUCAUGUCUCUCUUUCCCUUCUCUUCUACACGAUCAAGAGCAACGAUGGUUCCAACUCUCCUCAACAGUCUUCCAUGGUGGUAUUCAUUCUUCAGAUUUUUGUUGCCAUGGUGGUGCUCGAUACAUGUCAGUAUUUCACCCAUAGACUGAUGCACAUCAACAAAUUCUUGUACAAGCACAUUCACUCUCAACAUCACACGCUUAUUGUCCCAUACGCAUUUGGGGCUCUAUACAACCACCCUCUUGAGGGCCUCUUUUCCGACGGCGUGGCCGGAGCCAUCGCCGUCGCCGUCUCUGGAAUGAGUCCUCGUGUCGCCACCGUCUUCUUCUCGUUCACCACCAUCAAAACCGUCGAUGAUCAUUGCGGAUUGUGGCUUCCAGGAAACUUGUUUCAUCUGUUUUUCACAAACAAUAGUGCAUUUCAUGAUAUACAUCAUCAGCUCUAUGGUUUGAAGCGCAACUUUUCUAAUCCUUACUUUGUGACUUGGGAUAAGUUACUGGGGACUUACAUGCCUUUCAAGCUUGAGAAGAGAGAGAAAGGAGGAUAUGAGGCACGGCCAAUAGCUCAUUCAAAGAUCAAUUGA
This is a messenger RNA of Dendrobium catenatum, 777 nucleotides long. RefSeq names its product sphinganine C4-monooxygenase 1-like. Bases 1 to 777 code for a protein of 258 amino acids. NCBI's taxonomy places the organism in Eukaryota, Viridiplantae, Streptophyta, Magnoliopsida, Asparagales, Orchidaceae. The transcript has 2 exons. Gene Ontology annotation, biological process: lipid biosynthetic process. Gene Ontology annotation, molecular function: iron ion binding; oxidoreductase activity. The record is from RefSeq and is a predicted model, not a curated record.